Molecule: messenger RNA, 5151 nt
Organism: Epinephelus lanceolatus (giant grouper)
Lineage: Eukaryota; Metazoa; Chordata; Actinopteri; Perciformes; Serranidae
Gene: shf
Product: Src homology 2 domain containing F
Molecular function (GO): phosphotyrosine residue binding
Source: RefSeq, a predicted model, not a curated record
GUGUGUGUGUUUUCAACUGGAGCCACAUCACGCAGUGGUGACUGAUAGUCUGGGUAGUCCACAGUCAGCGGGGUUUCAGGAGUCCGGUAGGUGGCAGUGAAUGUUCUCAGGUAGGGAGGGCAGGUUGUGGGGGGCGUGUGUUCCUCUUGCACAAGCGCUCCCAUGUUGCGUAGUCUGGAAACCUGACGUGGAGAGCAGCCGAGCGGUGAGUGACAGAGUUGCGGCAGGGCAGAUCAGAAAGUGCCUGUGGCCGCGCUCCCCCCCCCCUGCUCGCGCGCUCCUCUCCGGACCGACAGAGUCGCACGAGACUGGCGACACGCUCCGAAGCCGGUCAGCUGGCCGCGGGUGACCCGAGGAUCCCACUUUGACGAACAAGACUCGGGGCUCCGCUGGCAGGAAAGGUGGAACUAAACUACAUUACAUUGACUUGAGAGCGAUGCACUGGCAGCAUGGCCAAGUGGUUCAAGGAGCACCUAGGAUUCAAAACUACCAAAGCACCCCCUCCGGCGCCUCCGAAGCCGGACUACAGACACUGUCACACCGGUGUGCCCGGUGCGCCUGGCUUCCAGCAAACAAGCUCCGGGGCUACCUUCCCGAGCCCGGCUCAACCGGACAUCCUCGCUGCUUACAAACUACAAAAGGAGCUGGACUUCGAGGACCCGUACACUCCAAGUGGAAAUAUUGCAUUUGGCUCGGGCAGCUUGAACACUGUGGGGUCGCCGGAUAUCAAGUAUGUGUCACCAAAACACCGACUUAUCAAGGUGGAAACAAUCGAAAAGAGCAGCCCGGCUCCGGGCGGCGGUGUCACCGUCACCCAGGCUGUUGCUGUAGGGAGUGUUAAAUCUCCCACUUCACCCCCCUCGGACCACGACAACAAGGAGAAGCUCAUUAUCCUUGAAGACUACGCGGACCCGUUCGAUGCUGAGCAGGCUGGUGGCACUCAGACCAGCACGGAAAAAAUGACGACUGAGAAUGAUGGCUACAUGGAGCCAUAUGAGGCCCAGAAGAUGAUGGCAGAAAUACGAUCCGGUGGGCGAGGACCUAAGGAAGGACCGGCGAGGCAGCUGCCCCUGUACGACACGCCGUAUGAGCCAGCCGAGAAUGGCGGCGACUCGGACCCUGAGCGCUUGCGCUGCCCCAGAGAAAGCCGGCUGCCGCAAGAUGAUGAGCGACCCCCUGAGGAGUAUGACCAGCCCUGGGAGUGGAAGAAAGAGAGGAUUUCCAAAGCCUUUGCAGUAGAGAUUAAAGUGAUCAAGGACCUACCGUGGCCCCCUCCUGUCGGGCAGCUCAACACCAGCCCUCCCCUGGUGGAGGAGCUGGAGUCUCCCUCCCAGACAGCUCAGCCCUCGCCGGGACAGACGAGCUGUGACCAGCACCACCAUGUCCAGUUUGAUGGCGUGGAGAAGUCUCGAAUGUCGCCUACCAAGGAGGGGAAAACCCGCCCGCUGCAGCGACACUCCAGUGGCUGUCUGGUCAACACCAAAAUGACUUCACUGGACCACUGCAGCUCCUCUCUGGGGGAGCGUAUUGACCCCAGCAUGCCCCUGGAAAGCCAGUUCUGGUACCAUGGAGCGAUCAGCCGAACAGACGCAGAGUCUCUGCUCAGGCUGUGUAAGGAGGCCAGCUACCUGGUGAGAAACAGCGAGACCAGCAAGAACGACUACUCCCUCUCCCUCAAGAGCAGCCAGGGCUUCAUGCACAUGAAGCUGUCACGGACGAAGGAGAACAAGUACAUCCUGGGCCAGAACAGCUGCCCGUUUGACAGCGUGCCUGAGAUCAUCCAUUUCUACUCCAGCCGCAAGUUGCCCAUCAAGGGUGCCGAACACAUGUCUCUGCUCUACCCUGUAGCCAUCAGGACACUAUAGUGCUCUGGGUCGCCUGCAGGCGUCGGCCCCUGCAGUACUCACUGGGCCACCCCGUGGCUCCAUGCGCCCUGUCCCUCUGGACAGUGCCCAGUAGGCUCAUGGGAAAAUGAACACAAAACUGCUGAUCCUGACUCACCUCACUGGCCUACGGAUUCCAGACCUGUUUUGAAGGCCUACUGCAUACUCUCCUACACAUACAGACUCAAUGUUGCAGAAGGCUUUUGUUAUUGUAUUUUAUUUUAUUUAUGACAGACACCCACUUCAUUACAUCGCAGACUGACUAUCUGAUGAACAUCAUUUCAUUGAUUCUUGAGCUGACUUCCCUUAGCACUUAACACACAAAGAAAAGAAAGGUACAACAUUGUAACAUUUGUCACUGGGUUGUACUUUUUCUCAUAAAAUGUACCAUUUUACUCGGGAUGCACAUUGUGUAUGAGCACGUUUGUUUGACUGUGCUCAUUUGGUUAGGCUCUGUUGAUGCUGUAAUUGUUUGUAAGGGGACUUGAAGAUUGUAAAGGCCGUGUAAGGGAAGCGACAUUUAUGAGGCAUGUUGAGGGAUAUUGUCCACGUGGGCCCCAUACAGUGGUCAGGAUAUUGAAUAACCCGGCCUUGUAUGAAUGGUGUGUCCCCAGCUGCAUGGAAAUAACAGGCCUGUGAGCAGUGCAGACUGAUCUCUCUAUCUUGUCAUAGCGAAUACUGUCUGCUAUCCAUCACUGAGUGGGUGUAUCACACCAAUGACAGUGUAAGUACCACAGUGGUGAGACAGGCAGGAGAUCAUGAUGGAUGGGUCAAGCCAUCUGACACAGUACAAUUGGCUGAGGCUGGAGACCAGAGCCUGUCCAAAUGGACCAAAUUAGCCCUGCUACCCCUCUUUAGAAUGGCUUUGCAUUGGGAGAAUGAAAUAUGCCUGCAUUGUCUACCUCAGAAAAUCAAUUUCAUUCACCCAUCUGCAGAUCAAUAGGUACAAUGGGAUUGCAGACAUCGAUCUGCUCUCCCUUCGACAUUCCCAAUUCCCUUAAAAUUGCAUCAUCGGUUUUAGGAACAUAUUUUUUGAAUACAGUUAAUCCAAGAUUUUUUUUAUGAAAACAGCAGAUUUUCCAGAUCAGCAAUUGUAUGUAUAGUCACUAAUAUGAUACUGUGUGAUGUCAGUAACAAAUGUUUGGUUAAUGCCUUAUAAUGCAUGGAUCAAAUCAGUCCGCUAGAUCAGCUGAUUUCCAGUUCUGCUUUUAACGAUUGUUCUGUGACUGUAAUUUAUUCUGGGGUAAUUAUUACUGAUGUGUUACUCCUCUGUGAUGGCCCGGCGGCCCCCUCACCCUCAUUGUUCUGUGCUGAUGUGAUCGUGUUUUUUGGGACUACUCCAGCCUCUUUUACUGUGGUGCUUUGCGUUUUUUUGUUGUUUCCAGUUCUGCUUAAUGCACGUUUGCCUCGGUGGCCUGACUCUGGGACACGAGUCACGGCGUCUCCUGACCAACGAGAUUGUCAAGCCUCGCGUAAGAGACGAUCGCAUAUUCUCCCCCCCAUGGACCAAUCACAACGCGGCCUGUUCGCACUGGAAAAGACACCUACCUUCAUUCUGCCAUGCUUCCUCUUUGCAUUAAAACCUUUUCUGUCAUCUACCCUUUACUACCAGAAGUGCAUACAUGUGUGAAUGUGAGUGAGUAUGCAUGUGUCCAACACGUUCAUGUGUACUGUAUAUGUAUGCAAAUGAGAAUGUGUGCACAGACUUUUUGAGUUCCAGUGUGUUUCUUAACCCUGCUGGUACAAACUGGUGACAGCCCUUGCUUGAACCUCGUUGGUUGUCAGCACUUUUAUUUUUUCUCCCCUAAACUCAAGAGACUAGAAUUCAGCCCCGUGACUCAUUAAUUUUGAUUUCUUCUUGUAUUUUCUCAUUACCACUUUUCAUUUUAGCAACUCAUAGGAAUGACGUGUCUGUCUUGUGGCCUGCUCUCUGCAGUUUAUUGUAAAAGAACCAAUAAUAGCUCAGCCCACAGCAUGUAAUAUUGCUGACCAAUUACAGCAAGGAGAGGCUGAGACUAAUGAGAGUGCCUAAUACUUCUAACAAACUGCCUCUUCAGAGGAAACCUUUGUUAGUCUUAUGAGUUGCAAAAUUCUGUGGUUUAAUGAGCAAAUCCCAGUAAAAAUGGAAAUUUUGGGGGGCUUUGGUCCAGGCUGAAAAUGACUGACACAAGGAAUUAAAACUGACUUAAGCGAGCAUGACCACUGUAUAUACAAAGUCAAAUAUGUAUUUGGCUUUGACUAUAUAUCUCCGCUGUGUGCUAUGCAACUCUAAACUGCAGUCAUUGAAGGGAAAAUGAUUGGAGUAUGUGCCUCCACCAAAUGUUUAUGACAAAUGUGAUGGUACAAAAUGUCCACCAGGAGGAGAUAACAUCAGCAGAAUGACCUGAUUGAUCGUUAAAAGGAAUAGUUUGCAGAAAGUGGGAUGUAUACAGACGUUUAUUUUACUGGUGCAGUAAGUGAGCAGACAGAUGUUGCUGUCGUUACAUAAGUAUGUCAUAUGAGGGUGUCUGUUCAUGUGAUAAGGCAACCUCUGCAGCUUUAUUAAGGAAUAGUAUGUUGUCGAAAUGGACCUAUGUAUUUCCUUGAGGGAAGAUAUUCUAAGAAGAAAUGCAAAUGAAAUAAACUUUAUGUGCUGUGUAUCCUCUAUGUUCCGGAUGUUCCCUGUCUAAGAGAUGAAAUGUUGACAGUAGAGGCUCUUUAUUUAGUUAUUGCUGCUGAUGAGUGUUACUCUUCGAUAGUAAAGAGCCUGCGUAUGAUGGCCGCAUUGCCUAGAGAGAGGCCUUAGCUUUGGAGAAAGGGAAAUAGAGAAAAGGGGGAGACAGAGGGGAGGGUGUUCAGACAGGGGGAGGGAUUUGCUGCAAUCGGCAGAUGCGCUCUUCACAUUUGUUAAUUUCUAUUAUGAGAACCUGAAAGACCCCUCCUCCUCCCUCAGAAGUGUCUUAAAGCGUGUGUGUGUGUACGCACAAUUGUGCAUGCAUGAAACAGUGUUUGUGUGUGUGUGUGUGUGUGUGUGUGUGUGUGUGUGUACUGGUGUGAGCAACCAUCAGCCAUUGACUUGCCCCCAUGUGUGUGACUUUACUGUGGUAAAGUGGCAUGUAUGAGUUUCCUUUGUGUACAUUUUCGUGCCACGUGUGUAUGCACUACUAUAACAUAUCUCUGUACAGUCCCUCAUGGCCAAAUGUAUAUACUGAAUGUAUUGUAUGGGGACAUAGAGGCAUCAAGGUUCAAAAUAAAUAAAAUUGGGUUCAUGAGUUAAUGUGUGAUAUAA